Oreochromis aureus is the source of this 2657-nucleotide messenger RNA. RefSeq lists its product as uncharacterized. Bases 380 to 2167 code for a protein of 595 amino acids. The record is from RefSeq and is a predicted model, not a curated record. The transcript is spliced from 6 exons. NCBI's taxonomy places the organism in Eukaryota, Metazoa, Chordata, Actinopteri, Cichliformes, Cichlidae.
ACGAUACAUUCGGUGUGCGGUAAAAGUAAGCGGUUGUGAACGACUUUGGAUUGACAACAGAUCAUGUGAACUUGACAGGCAACUUUGAUGGGUGUAGUCAGCUCAAGUCAUCUUACUAUUCAAAAAAAUGGCAAGUUGCAUUAUAUAUGGUCUACAUGUUCAAGUCAAAGCCCACAUGAUCAGGGAUUCAAAUUUACAUCUAGUCACUUUCACUGAAUCAUUGAAUAGGAUGCAGCAUGAGCCACGUGUGUGGUGAGACCUCUAUAAAAAAGGAAAAGUCAACAAUUUUCAACAAGAUAAAAAGCGUUUCUUUGCAAAAAGAUUCAGUGCUCUUCCCAGAUAUUCAACCCACUAUAGUAAGGCAAAUGAGGAGAAAAAAAUGAAACGACUGAAGACCCGCAAGGAGAGGAGUCAAAUAAGAGGUGGCUGGAAAGAGACUUCAAAGAUCAAGUCAAAUCACCAUCAUCAUCACCAUCGCCAUCGCCAAAGCAACUUAGAUAUGGCACAUUUGCAUAACUGCUGUCAUGCUAGUUGUCAUUGUUCUUCAAGGAGAAAUCCACCAUUUCCAAGUAUUGUUCCCUCUGUGCAGGAGCCCAGUAUCAUCACAGACGGCCGCCUGACAGGACACCAUGGCCUGUUUAACCAUGAGGUGAAGUCUAUUGAUUUUGAACGCUUGCUAAGUGAACAGCCAAAACUGGAGGAACAAAGAAAAGAAAAGAACACUGUAAUUUCACAUUCAUCUUCAGCAUUGCACAAUUCUGCUCCAAUGUCUACUGAUGGUUUGUUGGGAGCUGAUACAGAUGUUGGGAGCUGUGUGUCAUUCAGAAAAAAUACAGACCCUGCUUCAAAAGACCACACUGACUGCCAAGAGAAAGAAAAGAAAAACAUGCAGUUUGAUUCAAAGCAAUCAGAUGUCACAACAGAGGAGAAACCACAACAACACCUCGCUCUUUCAUGUGAAAGUUUUCAAAGCAGCCACUCGUCUAAACACAGCUUCCUCGAUGUACUAACAACAGAAACCAAGUGGACAUGUGUCGUGUCUGAAAACAGCAGAGAAUCACUGCUGACUCCAGUUGUUGACAGAGACAAUAUAAAGACUUUCAACACAAAUGUAAAAGAACGUGUGAUUUCUACUCUUGUGCAAACCCCAACUCUCAGUUCAGCCAACAGCUGUGAGAUACAGGACAGAACGCAAGAUCCAAAGUAUGUAAUGAAGUUUGUCAGUGCAGUGGCAGCACGUUUGUGUCACCAUCUGAAGCUUCCGUCAAUGAGCAGGAGAGACGUGCUGUCAGAGAGCAGGGAGGUUCUGUUGAACUCUCUGAGGAAAAGGCAUGGACCGUGGCUUCAAGAGAACCUCCUUAGACUUCAGCAACAUCGUAGCUUUGCUGUGCAUCCCACAAAGAAAGCCCAAGAUCAUGAUCAAGAGCCAACCAGGAAAAAUGAAGAGGAUCUCUUUGCUGCAGAUACCUCUUUUAAUAUGCCAGCAAAUAGACAUGCCAGCUGGAAGACCAGUCCACAGCCACACUGCAGUCAAAAACAGGUUACUGAGUGGCUGGCGAGCCCUGCGGAUAGGGCCGACAGUGUUUUGGAUGAUAUCCUCAGACCAAGUCUCUCUCCUCCAUUGUUCAUGAACUUUCAGACCUGUGAAGCUCCAGAAAGCAUUUUGUUUGCUCCUUCUACCACUUUAUGCCAGAGAGAAGUGGCUUCUGUACCUGAGAUCUGGCAAGGUGGUUUAAAUUGGUCAAAGAGCAGAAAUUCAGCUAUGUUUGGUUCCUUUGAAAAUAGCUUCAUGGACCAAUCCAGCUUAUUUGGAAACAGGAGCCUACAGUACUCUGGCAGCAACCCCCAGCCUUUUUUUCCGUACCAAUUGCAGCUGCCAGAUACAUACACAGGAGAGCCAAUGCACAUUGCCCAGCAGGAAGACCCAUUUGGAACUGACAGGUACUCGUGUGUUCCCUCUUUUCCUGCCCCAGUUCAGCAUCAGAGCAAUCAUUUCCAACCUUCGAGCCAGUUCAGUCACCCUUCAGCUUGUUCUCCUCUGAAGUCCCAGCACACUGGUAUGAUGCACUACCCUCCGUCAUUCAUUCUUGAGAGAGACCCUGCACCUUCCCUUUCUGCUUUCCUGAGCCCUGAGCAAUGGUCCUUCCCUCCUAUGAGACUGUACUAAUGUGUGGUAAAGCUCUCCAUAGAGGCAUGGCUAUCAAUAUUUCUAUGACUGAUUAAAGUACAAUUGUCCUUUAAUUUAUGCACUUCAAGGUUUUUGUUUAGUCAGUGAUAAACACGUUAUGUUCCCAUAUUAAUAUAACCAUAGCAUUAAGCAUAGAUGCAAUAGCUAUCCACUGAAGAGUAGCCUGUCUUCUUCUAUUGUCCUGUUUUUGCUGAGUUAAGUAGCCAUGCAAUUAUGCAUCAUUUUCAACCUUUUGAAGCAUUUAUGUUUAUUUUUGACUUCUGUACAAUUAAAAACACAGAUGUUAUAAUGGAAUAUUAUUUGUUUGUGAAAGUUGUGCAUCCCUUUAAAUGCCAAACAGUAAUUUAAAAGAAAUUUGUAGAAAUUGCAUAUAUACGUCAAACACUGCAAAACAUAAAAUUAACAAAAGCUGCUCUUACAUUUAUAACACAUUACAUUGUAUUUUACAACAUCAUUUCAAGGUUAAUUG